Laetiporus sulphureus 93-53 is the source of this 777-nucleotide messenger RNA. RefSeq lists its product as uncharacterized. The coding region runs from base 1 to 777 and encodes 258 amino acids. Gene Ontology annotation, cellular component: mitochondrial small ribosomal subunit. Lineage: Eukaryota; Fungi; Basidiomycota; Agaricomycetes; Polyporales; Laetiporaceae. The transcript is spliced from 5 exons. Gene Ontology annotation, biological process: positive regulation of translational fidelity. The record is from RefSeq and is a predicted model, not a curated record. Gene Ontology annotation, molecular function: rRNA binding; structural constituent of ribosome.
AUGCGCGAUGCAAACGUAUAUAACCUUAAGCGGGCUAUGCCCCGCAUGAGCUGGAAUCACCGAUGGAUUGCCAAGGCGCUCUUGCGCGCCUACCAUGGCGACUUACAUCCGCCGGAUGUGCGCUCGCAUGUCAUCAAGAGCGCAAACCUCGCCGCGCUCAACAAGUGGGCACAUCGCGAUAUGGCCGCGGAGAAGGAGGCGAAGAGGCUUGAGCUCGAGCAGGCCAAGGGACUCGCACCUGUGGGCAGUCUGAUGUUCAGGGAGGUGGAGAGGUGGCUCGAUGUGCUCGUGUUCCGAUGCUGCUUUGCGCACAUUGUAUACGAGGCGUGGAGGCUCAUCAUACACAGAGAAGUCAUGCUGAACGGGCAGAAGCAUAUGCAUCCAAACACGAGAUUGGCUCCAGACGACGUGAUCUCAACAAAAGAAAACACUGGCGCCGCUACAUCUACGACUGCCUCGGACGCGCAGGACGCAAGCGAAUGCCGAGCCAAGGAAGAGCCGAAGUCGCCCAAGCCAAAGCGUAAAUCGGACCUCACGCCCUUUCACCUGCCACCCUACGCCUCUCCAUCCAUCUUCAUCCAUGCGUAUAUCGAGCCGUCAUUCGCGACCUGUUCCGCGGUGUAUCUGUGCCAUCCGACCGCACUCCCAGGGUACUCGGAGAUCCCAACACCGUACGAUGCAGAUGGGGAGCUCGUGCGCGCGGCCUGGGAGUGGUAUAGCCAUGUGCGACCGUGCAUGCGCAGCAAGCGCCAGCUCAGUUUGGAUGCCGGAGAAUAG